Messenger RNA from Microthlaspi erraticum, 1092 nucleotides. The record is from the annotation of a GenBank genome assembly. NCBI's taxonomy places the organism in Eukaryota, Viridiplantae, Streptophyta, Magnoliopsida, Brassicales, Brassicaceae.
AUGGUUGACCCGGCGAACACCGUCGGAAUUCCGGUGAACCCGACGCCGCUUCUGAAAGACGAGCUCGACAUCGUGAUUCCGACCAUCCGAAACCUCGAUUUCCUGGAGACGUGGAGGCCUUUUCUCCAGCCUUACCAUCUGAUCAUCGUCCAGGACGGAGAUCCGACGAAGAAGAUCCAUGUCCCUGAAGGUUACGAUUACGAGCUCUACAACAGGAACGACAUUAACCGAAUCCUCGGGCCGAAAGCUUCCUGCAUUUCGUUCAAGGAUUCCGCUUGCCGUUGCUUUGGGUACAUGGUGUCUAAGAAGAAGUAUAUCUUCACCAUUGAUGACGAUUGCUUCGUUGCUAAGGAUCCAGCUGGCAAGGCAGUGAACGCUCUUGAGCAACACAUCAAGAACCUUCUCUGCCCAUCGACUCCACUUUUCUUCAACACCUUGUAUGAACCUUACCGUGAAGGUGCUGACUUCGUCCGUGGAUACCCUUUCAGUCUCCGUGAAGGUGUUUCCACUGCUGUUUCCCAUGGUCUCUGGCUCAACAUCCCUGAUUACGAUGCCCCCACCCAACUCGUGAAGCCUAAGGAGAGGAACACCAGGUAUGUGGAUGCUGUCAUGACCAUCCCAAAGGGAACACUUUUCCCAAUGUGCGGUAUGAACUUGGCUUUCGACCGUGAUUUGAUCGGUCCAGCUAUGUACUUCGGUCUCAUGGGUGAUGGUCAGCCUAUUGGUCGCUACGACGAUAUGUGGGCUGGUUGGUGCAUCAAGGUGAUCUGUGACCACUUGGGGUUGGGAGUGAAGACAGGUUUGCCAUACAUUUACCACAGCAAAGCGAGCAACCCGUUUGUGAACCUGAAGAAGGAAUACAAGGGGAUCUUCUGGCAGGAGGAGAUCAUCCCUUUCUUCCAGAACGCAAAGCUAUCGAAAGAAGCCAUAACUGUUCAGCAGUGCUACAUUGAGCUCUCAAAGAUGGUGAAGGAGAAGCUGAGCGCGUUAGACCCGUACUUUGAGAAGCUUGCUGACGCCAUGGUCACAUGGAUUGAAGCUUGGGAUGAGCUUAACCCACCAGCUGGAGCAGCAGCCAAUGGCAAAGCUUAA